Molecule: messenger RNA, 3614 nt
Organism: Xiphophorus hellerii (green swordtail)
Lineage: Eukaryota; Metazoa; Chordata; Actinopteri; Cyprinodontiformes; Poeciliidae
Gene: kcnj5
Product: potassium inwardly rectifying channel subfamily J member 5
Exons: 4
Coding region: 222-1529 (435 amino acids)
Biological process (GO): potassium ion import across plasma membrane; regulation of monoatomic ion transmembrane transport
Cellular component (GO): plasma membrane
Molecular function (GO): inward rectifier potassium channel activity
Source: RefSeq, a predicted model, not a curated record
UCACACACACGAACACAGACCCCCCUCUAGCACAGAAGUAGACAGAGAGCAGUGAAGAGCAGAAGGAGCUGGGUGGCAGGAGGGAGGCAGGAGGGCUGUUGUUGAUUGAACAAAGCCAGGGAAGGAGCGCACAGUCGUGGGGUGAAGAGCAGCUUUGAAAUGCCUUGAAGGGAGCCUGCCAGUUACUCCUGCAGAGACCUGAAGGUGUGCUUCAGCUGAGGAUGGCAGGAGAUUCACGAGUCCUCAUGGACCACAACAUGGAGAUAGGGGUAACACCUGCACAGGUUAAGAAACUCCCAAAACAUCUGCGGGAGCCUCAGAUCUCAACCGAGCGAACCCACUUGAUUUCAGAACCUGUAAAAAAGCCACGUCAGCGGUAUGUGCAGAAGGAUGGCAAGUGCAACGUUCAUCACGGAAAUGUGCAAGAGACCUAUCGUUACCUCAGUGACUUAUUUACAACUCUGGUGGAUCUGCGGUGGCGCUUCAGUCUAUUAAUUUUUACCUUGGUUUAUGUGGUCAACUGGCUUUUCUUUGGGUUUCUCUGGUGGCUUAUUGCACUGGUCCGUGGAGAUCUGGUGCAUGGAGAUGAAGAGGGCUGGACCCCAUGUGUGGAAAACCUCAACAGUUUUGUCUCAGCUUUCCUCUUCUCUAUUGAGACAGAGACCACCAUUGGGUAUGGCUAUCGCGUCAUUACAGAACGAUGCCCUGAAGGUAUUGUACUGCUCUUGGUGCAAGCCAUCUUGGGAUCCAUUGUUAACGCAAUUAUGGUGGGGUGCAUGUUUGUCAAGAUUUCACAGCCAAAGAACCGCGCCGAGACCCUCAUGUUUUCAACCAAUGCUGUCAUUUCGGUGCGGGACAACAAGAUGUGCCUGAUGUUUCGAGUGGGGGACUUGAGGAACUCUCACAUUGUGGAGGCGUCAAUUAGAGCAAAGCUCAUCCGCUCACAGCAGACCAAAGAGGGGGAGUUCAUCCCACUCAACCAGACUGACAUAAACAUCGGCUUUGACACAGGGGAUGAUCGGUUGUUCCUGGUGUCACCACUCAUCAUUUCCCAUGAGAUCAAUGAAAAGAGCCCUUUCUGGGAAAUGUCCAUGGCACAAAUGGAGAAAGAGGAAUUCGAAAUCGUCGUUAUCCUUGAGGGCAUGGUUGAAGCCACAGGAAUGACAUGUCAGGCUCGGAGUUCCUACCUGGAUACAGAGGUGUUAUGGGGCUACCGCUUCACACCUGUUUUAUCUUUGGAAAAGGGCUUCUACGAAGUAGACUACAACAACUUCCAUGACGUCUAUGAGACCAACACUCCCGCCUGCAGCGCCAAGGAGCUAGCCACCAAGCUUCGGGACGAACCACUUUUGCCUCAGCUCCCGCUUCUAAGUCCCGAACCUAAAACACAAACUUUUGACCCCCUCGACUGCCUGUCUGAGUUGAAUCCACUAAGUCAGGAUGAAAAGAUGGAGGAAAGAGUUUCAAGUGAUAGGGGAGAGAACAAUGGCUUAGCUGCUGCUCUCGAGGAGCCUCCAAUCACUGAUUGACUUCCGGACUGAAGUGGUACAUCAGCCAAGAAGUCCAGCAAAGACUGGAGCAGACAAUGCUUCUUUUAAUCAAUGGCCAUUUAUUUACUCUGCAGUAAUUUGAGACAACAGACUUUGUCUCCAGAUUCCAACACAUGCAAUAUUUCUCCAUAAGAGCAUCAAUCUAUGGUAUAGAUUGGUUUUGUAGACAAAUAUAUUACUCAUACAGAGGCACACAUUUAAAAUAACUAUAACUACUCUUAGAGUUUGGGGGCUUUUUAUAACCACAAGGAUCACCAAACUGUUAUUUCACAUGAGUUCAAGUUUUAUGGUUUAAAGUAAACUAAAGCUGGAAGCCCUGAAAGCACACCAUGAGUUUAUUGUGGAUGCACCAAUAUUCUCAUUUUAAGAUGCUGUAAGUCUGCAUUUUUUAAACUUCCAGUCACUCCCAUUGAGAAAACCUGUCUAAACAGUCACUUUAAAAAGCUCAAAUGUUUGAGAGCAGCUUGCAUGUGAUAAUAAAAUCUUGCUUGCAUUUCUUUUAUUUUAAAAUAAGAUAUAUUUUUGUUUCCUGUUUCUGUCAGUAUUAAUACAACAUCUCUGCCACAUAAAGGUAAAGACAUAGUGCUUCUAGUUUGCAAAAGAAGAGCUUGGAAGCCACUGAAAUGUUACAUCUACUGGCAAACAUAGCGCAGUUCUGUGUUUCUUUGUUCAACUCUUUUCUCAUUGCUGUGCUGUCCUAAAUACAGUCACAGUGCAUUUCUGUGUGUAACGUCUUUGAACCACUGGGAGAGCUGACCCAAAAGAAUCUUCAUAGUACCUCAUUUGGUAUGCCUUUUUUGAGUUUUAAAGGAGCUAUUAAAACAAGCAAAAGCUGACAAAUGCUAUAUUUGCUACCAACUUUACUCUUCUGUCAACUACUUGGUUUGGUAAAGAGUUUAUUCUAAUUGCCAUAGUAACAGAAUAAAUCCCUAAAUUCAAGCCACUUUUUUAGUACAAAAAAAGCACAAUUUUAUGUAAGGGGAUUUAACACUGACUCAACAAACCACAGAACUUCUGCUGUUGCCUGAUGCCUGCCAUUCCUAAUUAGAAAUGGCAUUUAGAAUGUUUCAAAAAGAAAAAAAUUAUGCUCAUCUUCAGUUUGAAAGGUUUCUAAAUUGUAUACACAGUGUGUAUACAUUAAUGUUGCUUGUGAAACAUUAAUGUUUCAAAUGUUUCACAAGCAAAUUAAAGUACUAUAUGAUUCCUCUUAGACAUAUACUGUAAUACUUAUAAAUCAAUGUAUAUAUAUAUUUCUGCCAUGCAACAAAACUUUAAAAAGGUGCCCAAACACUAUGAAAAAGUGUUCUAAGAUUUAUUGAGAUUAUGGACAACUCAAUGUUUGAUUUUUUUUAAUACGUUUUUGUCUUGUGACUGGACCUGUAAACAUGCUGGUUGAAUGUCCUUUUUUCUGGUUUUUACUUGUUAUGUCACACCAAAAUUAACACGUCAAAUAUUGCUCGGGUUAGAAGUUUGCAUACACUCAUGUUCAUGAAUGUCACGUUAGUUAUUCUGAAUGGGCUGUAAUCCUGUAGCGCUUUUUCUAGUCAAGAGAAUCCCAAAACACUUCACUCUACACUUCGUAGUGUGAAGUGCACACAUUCACACACUGAUGGUUGAUUGCUGAAAAUAACAGAUACAUUUUCAGUUAUCCAUACAUUGUGAAAAUUGUAGAGAUGGGCUAUAAUAUACAUAUUAAUAAUUUGUUAAACAUUCCACUGCAGUGUGCAACAGCACCAUCAACAAGGUUUUAUUCAAGGCGAUAUUCUGGUAGGAUAUUUGUGGAUUUGGGCUUUUAGAGUAAUUUCCUACUCUAAAGGGGGUGUUAGCCUAAUGUCCUUUCCAAAAGAGGUUUUGAUGUGUGUUCAUUGUUCUGUCAGCACUCCCAAAAGUAGGGUUAAAUUGACAGUGAAGUGUUAAACUCUGACCCAAACUAUGACCAUUAGAUAAAAUAAAAUUUGCAUUAGUGUAUGAUGUUCAGGACCAACCUGCCAGCUUUAAACCGGGCAUUUCUGAAACACUGUCCACAGUGAAGCCAGUUUAAACAUCAAUACUAUCUCAGAGGGA